Molecule: messenger RNA, 6312 nt
Organism: Aspergillus tanneri
Lineage: Eukaryota; Fungi; Ascomycota; Eurotiomycetes; Eurotiales; Aspergillaceae
Product: guanine nucleotide exchange factor DCK1
Exons: 2
Coding region: 1-6312 (2103 amino acids)
Biological process (GO): small GTPase-mediated signal transduction
Cellular component (GO): plasma membrane; cytoplasm
Molecular function (GO): small GTPase binding; guanyl-nucleotide exchange factor activity
Source: RefSeq, a predicted model, not a curated record
AUGCCCUGGCGGCCUCUGCCUCGAAUCGCCUUCGCUGUCGCCAUCUACCCCUUCCAACCGUCCACCCCGGCCGAUCUACCGCUCGAGCUUGGCGAUGAACUGUACAUAAUUGAGCAGGGGGGUGUCAAUGGAGAGUGGUGCCGCGGGUAUCUCGUCGCUCCGCCAUCGCUGUUGGCAGGCUUAACCAGCUCCAAGGGCCAGACUCUGGAAGCGCGUGUUUUUUCGGGAAUUUUCCCCCGCAAUUGUGUCGAGAUUCGCGAAGUUCUCGGAGAUGCCGAUGGACAACGAGAAUUGACGAAUGGAGAUCGCCUCAGUGCCGAACCGACAGAAAGCUUCACGGGGGAUACCAGGCAGAGUCUCAGUUCUUCCCAUUACGAUGAGACGUUGGCCGGGGAAGUUUCCGACGUGGUGAUUGCGAAAAAGGGAAAGCCGUCGCAAAUCUUUAUUCACAAACCGGAUGACGAAAACCCAUCCAGUCCACGCUCGAUCCAUAAUGGUCUCGGGAUUUCACGUAUGUCCAUGGCUGUAUAUCCCAGGGAUCCCAACGAACCCAAGCCAGCCGCCCCUGUUCCCAUGCUCAAGAUCGGUGAUGAGACUCCCACUUCGCUGUCCGAACCACUGGUCGAUGAGAUUGCGUCGUGCCUGCGUGAAUGGCAUUCUACCAGUCUCCACCACCUCUUGCUGGGCCGGCAAUAUAACCUUGUGGAGGACUUGACAAACAUCGUCAAAGAGCUCGACUUCGCCAGGCGACAACUUCUAUACGAUGUGCUCACGGCACGGGAGAAGGAGGGGUUACGGCGCGAGGUAGUUUGGAAAUUGGUUCGGGGCAAUAAAAUGCUAGGCGGAGACGUCAUUGUUCGAGACCCGGAGCAGCGGGGGCGUUUGUUAACUGGAGAGGACUCGGCUAUUCAGUUAGCAAGGCUUCAGUCCGAGAUGAGCAUGUUAGAAAGCAGUCCUACGCAUCAGCCAGAUACGGCAACGCUCCAUCAUCUACUCCUAGAGAUCAAUGCCGUCUCGGGUAACGCCCCAGGGCCUGUGACCCUGGCCUUUUCUCUAUGUACUCAGUCCGAGACCGGUGCCCUCAAGCCUUUAUCCGAAACCUACCUUCUACACAUUCCAUCACCAGAGAAAUUCGCAAGUAUGGGGCAGAGCAACAAGCUGAAGACGCUCUUCACCGAGCUCUGCAGCACUGAUAUCGGCGACGCUUCUGCAAACGGUCCUAACCUGUACCUGGUGGUGGCGGUUCGGGCGUCAGAAACCACUUCCAUGGCCGUCCCUUCGUCCCAGCCAAGGUCGCCGGUUUCCCGGGAAGGCACUGCCACCUCUAAGCCAUCGGCGUCGCUCAAUCAAUCCGUCAAAGGCAGUUUGAAGACUCGCCGGAGCAUGAUAUGGACAUCGAAACCGCGAGGUAUCCAUAGUACUGAGCCAGGAAAGGAGGGCCCUCGGGGCCCGCCCCAUUCCACAGAGAGCACGUCCAGCAACAUGGAACGCAACGGUAACCAGUCUGGAAAGGAUUCCACCCAGGUUCGCACUCUGGGGGUUGGCCUUGUAGAGGUUUCCCCGAUUCUCCGACAAGAUAAAGACGUGGAGCAAGUGAUCCAUAUUUGGUCACCUUCUGAGGAAAGCGACGACGAUGACGCGCAUGAAGAUGGCUUCGACCACUUAAUCCGCACGCUUCUUCCAAGUCGCACGGGGAAAUAUGUGAGGUCCCCCCGGGCUGCACGGCUCCAUCUUCAUCUGCAUCCUUUUGUGAGUUCCGACUCCAACGCUCUAGUUCGAGAAAAUCCUACGAUCAUGUACAACGUCGUUCAGACAAAGAAAAUUGGCUUCUCCAGGCCCCUACGAAACCGAGCGGGACAAGUCCCGGUGCCCGCGAGUACGGCGUUUCGCAAUUUACAGCUGACUCUCGAAGUGCGGACAUCUUCAGGGGCGCGAAUAGAACGAUGCAUCUUCCCCUCGUCCGACAACACGGCUCAUACUGCAUGGAGGACCACAGUAGUCGAACGAGGCACGCCAUGGAACCAGACCAUCCGCCUCAAUGUCCCCGCGGAUGAGAUUCCAGGGUCUCAUCUAAUUAUGAGUAUCGCCGAUGCCCCUGAGUUCCCUUUUGCUUUAGCUUGGAUGCCGCUCUGGGAUAACCAGGCUUUCAUGCGAGACGGUCCACAUUCGCUGCUCCUACACGCUUAUGAUAAGUACACCUCCAAUAUUGAGAAUGGGAAGGGCGCUUACCUGUCCCUCCCCUGGAGCUCGCUCGGCAAAAAUAAAUCCGCGAAAGACGAGGCAAUCACGGGACCACUAGCCACACUGCGCCUCGAGACUCACUUAUGUAGCACCGAAUAUUCGCAGGACCAGGUGUUGUUGAGCCUCUUGAAUUGGAGGGAACGGCCGGUGGACGAGGUAUUAGACACCCUGAAGCGGAUUCUCUUCGUCCCCGAAAUGGAGAUUGUUAAGCAGCUCCGCAGUGUCUUCGAUGCACUAUUUGGGAUUUUGGUGGAGAAUGCCGGGAACGAAGAAUACGAAGACUUGAUAUUCAACGGUUUAGUGACAGUCCUUGGUAUUGUACAUGAUCGGCGGUUCAACCUUGGCCCACUCGUGGAUAACUACGCAGAAAGCCAAUUCAACUUCCCCUUCGCCACUCCAUGCCUAAUUCGAAGCUAUUUGCGCCUCCUCCAAGCCAGUUCGGAUCCCCAGCAGGCGCGGAGUCUUCGCGCAACCUUCAAAGUGGGAAGGCAUAUCCUUAAGUUCAUCAUCAAUGCUAGGGAACAGCAGAAAGUGAAGGAAGAGGGCAUUGGCAUCACCCGGGUCCAGUCGACCUUCAACCGAGACUUGCACACAAUAUUCAAGUCCCUCCAAACCCUGAUGAAGAACACCUCACCCUCCAUGGUUGGGAGCAAGACACUUGUGGUUCAACAUUUCCACACAUGGCUACCUGAGCUAUCAAAGGUGUUGCCGAAGGACGAGAUCAUCAUGAUUGCUCUCAGCUUUAUGGAUUCGUGCAAGGAUGUAAAAGGCAUGCUUGUCCUGUAUAAAUUGGUCCUGAUUCAGCACUACACGCGCCUAGAGAUAUUUAGCUCGGGAUCGGAAAGACGAAGCUUGAUCUCGAGCUGUAUCGGUUGGCUAGCGCCUUACUGGGGAGCGACGGGCUCCGUGUCCGAUUUAUAUCGCGACCAAGUGCGGUUGAAUUGUGCGAUUGUGGCAGAGCUACUGAAGGAGCCAGAUCCAUACCUUUAUGAGUUUAUGCCGUAUAUUGUUUCAUCAUAUUAUUCCAUCAUACCUGAUGGCGUGGAUAACACUGAAUACCUCUCUUUGUUGUUCAGCAAAUCCUUCCCCUUUCAAGUCAAGGUAUCAAAAAGUAGCCAGAAGUUUGAUGAAGCUCUUGUGGAAUUGUCUGCGGUCAUGGCUGCUAUGGCAGCUGUCCCCAAUCCCAAGCGACCGCGACUCAAAGGCCUUGAGCUUUCUACGUUUCUCUCUCAGGCCUUUGAAGUCCAUACUUCAAUCCUAAAUUGCGAGCCGUAUCCUGAGAGCUGGCUAAGUGUCCAUGUCUACAACCACCGCGCCACUGUAACAAGCCUCGAGUUCCUUGCGUCUAUCAUGAUCAACAAAUUUCUCCCAGCGCCGGAUGAUGCGGAAACGUUCGACACGAGGCUGUGGGAGAGCUUCUUCAUGACGUUGCUUAAAGUCGUAUCAAGCGAUGUUCUUGCUCUUGAGACCUUCCCAGAACAAAAGAGGCGCGCAAUUUGGAAGAUCGCGGGCGACGUUCGUGAGCAAGGUGCGGAUCUGCUGCACUCCAGCUGGGAAGCCAUUGGCUGGGAAACCACUGAUGACGAACGAGAACGUUUUGGGCUGAAAAGACUCGGCGGUUACCAGGUGCAAUAUGUUCCAGGCCUCGUUGCCCCUAUCAUUGAACUUUGCCUCAGUGUGCAUGAGGGAUUACGGCAUGUGGCGGUCGAAAUUUUACGGACAAUGAUCCUUAGCGAAUGGACUCUGAGCCAAGACCUCUCCAUUAUAGAGACAGAGACUAUCUCCAGCUUAGACAACCUCUUCAAAACCAAGAACAUGAGCGAGGGCGUCGUCCAAAAGCUCUUUAUUGGAGAGUUGCUAGAGUAUUUCGAAGGUUGCUCAUCUUUUGACCCGGAAUUGUCGGAUGCUGUUAAAGCGCUUAUAGCGACUGUGGAUGAGCUGCUGGAUCUCUUCGUCGCGUCUCAAGGUGGAUCGAUGGCCGAGAGCUUGCACACUCUGCGACUCAUGGAGUACAUGAAAGAUAUGGGACGAGAAGAUAUUUUCAUUCGAUAUGUCCACGAACUCGCUCAAGUUCAGGCUGCCGCGGGCAAUUUCACUGAAGCCGGCCUUGCUCUCCAGUUCCAUGCCGAUCUUUACGACUGGGAUACCAGACGAUCUGUCCCCGAACUUCUUACUCCGGCAUUCCCGGAACAAACUUGCUUCGAGCGGAAGGAAUCGUUGUAUUUCGCCAUCAUUCAAUAUUUCGAAGACGCAAAGGCAUGGGCACAUGCCCUGGUAUGCUACAAAGAGCUCGCGCAGCAAUACGAAGAUACGAUAGUGGAUUUCGCCAAGCUCUCACGGGCACAAAGCUCCAUGGCCAAAAUCUACGAGACGAUCUCGCGGGAGGAAAAGCAGUUCCCUCGGUACUUCCGCGUUCUCUACAAGGGACUUGGCUUCCCGGUCAGCUUGCGGGACAAAGAAUUUAUCUUUGAAUGCUCCCCGCUUGAACGCAUGGCCAGCUUCGUCGACCGUAUGCAGAAGGAGCAUCCUGCUGCAAAAUUUGUGUCGUCUGGGGAGAGUCAUGAUUACGAAGGCCAGUUCUUACACAUCAAUCCUGUCAAUGUCCAUCGAGACAUGACCCAUCCGGUGUAUCAAAGAUCCAAGGUUCCGCCCUCUGUAAGGGAUCAUCUCUUGAUUUCCGAACCUUGCCGUUUCACUUCGACGUUAAGAAAGCAUACCCGUGAGGCAGACGUUCACGAGCAAUGGGUAGAGAAGACCAUUUUCACUACUGCGGAUCCCUUCCCGAACAUCCUUCGCAGGAGCGAGGUGGUUGCCACCGAGGAGGUCUCCCUUUCACCCUUACAGACGGCUCUUGAGCGGACGUGGCGUAAGACCCAGGAAUUGUCAUUACUGCAAAGACGGGCGGCGUCUGGCGAAGAUUCGAACCUUUCAAACUUGACGGAGGCACUGCAGCACUUAUUAGAGCAGAAUUCUUCUUCAGCUGGCUGCGUGGCAGUUUACCGUCAAUUCCUGUCUGAAACACGCGGUGAGGACGAACAUGAAGACACACCAACGCCAGUUGAUCCCAUGAAGGACGCUCUAGCUGUGGCCCUGGUCGACCAUGCCUUGGCCAUUAAACAUGCUCUCACAAUGUUCCAUCGUCCUGCACAUCAGGCCACACAAGCUGAGUUGAUGCGCCGCUUCGAAGAUACCUUUGCUAUUGAACUGUCUACUCUUACCCCCUUAGGGCAGCAAACGCCUCACUUGACCCUGCCAUAUUCUCGGCCUUCCCCCGAGGCUCGUCAACGGCAGUCCCUGCAGCGAUCUACAAGCCCGGAGCAGGAAUUCAUCCGCUCUUCACGACAGGAUAGCUAUGCCCGCAAGCAUUCCCGCAAACAUUCGCACAAAAGCUCUGUCAGUCAUCGAAUCAGUGUUAUGAAUCCAUUCAAGCGCUCAAACCAUGGAGCGGUUAACUCGGUCUCAACGAUACAUGCAGUUGCGACACCGCAGCCAGAUGCCAAAGUCAAUGGAACAGAGGAUGCUCACAGAGUCUCUUCCCAGACUGAAGAGCCAAAUGCACAUGAUGAGGAUGCGGCGACGAUUCACAGUCAAACUACCAGUCGAUCUCGGGACACUCAAUCUAAGCGGCGGAGCUUCUUCGGGGAGAAACUGCACAAGCAUGCGUCGUCACUGUCGGUACCCGGGGCCAAGUCGGCGGAGAACUCGUCCCAGCGAUCUCGAAGUGCAUCCCGAGACGCUGCUGCAAAAUCCCAUGAAAGUCUCACCUCUUCCUCCGAACAGCAACAUAAUGGAACGUCUCCAAGCGAAUUGCCGUCGGUAACAAGUCCGACAACUGGAUGGUCCACUGUACCUUCGAUCAAGGACCAUCCACGACCCAUGACACAGAGCAGUGCAACUUCAAUCAGAAGUCCCGAGGUCAGUAGCCCUGGUAGCCAUGGACAAGGGCAUUCCAGUGGCAGCGUCCGGGAUUCUGUCAUGAAACGAUUCAGCCUCUUCAAGGGUGUUGGUCGGAAGGGUAGCCGUAUUGAUUUUAAGACCGACCCUCGUGGUAUGACAACCCAUGCAGAAUAA